CAAUUGACCGACGCGAGUCCUCAACAGCCCCUCUCUCCCCGGGCAACAAGUCGCUUUGCCUUAGUCAGAAAACAAACUCCAAGCCGCCAACACCUGCAAUGCUUGUCAUCUACACCACCGAGUCUGCAAUCACCAACCUCCUCCUCCCCGCCCCGGGCCAAAAAUAGCAGCCCACGAGGUGUUGGUCACCUCGCUACGCUUGUUGUCUUGCCUCUUUUUUUCUCUUCUAGCGGUUCUUGGUACCGUGCCCUGCCAAUCUUUCAGAAUACUCUUCCCAUAACCCGUCGUAUAUUCCCGUUGUCCCUCACUUAGUGAAUAUAGCUGGUCCAAUCCUUCAGUCGCAAAGAUGCCGCCGAGUCCCCCAAGAGAUCCUGUCGCCCAUCCGGCGCACAACUUGUCGCAAGCCAAAACCACAGAGUUGCUCCCACCACCGUCUCCGCGUACCCAUCGCCUUCGCAAACUGCAAUCCGCACAUAAUCUUGGCUCCAAGGCGGCUCUUCAGCUUCAACCCCUUCAUCAACCCUCUUUGAUCUCGCAGCAACGCUUGACGCAAAUCACGCAACGAAAUAUCUCUCCUACGCGACGCGACCCGAGCUCUUCUUCCAACGUGGCGCGACACACUCGAGGACGAUCCAAUAGCGAUGCGCCGGCGCCCGUUAUCCAUCAUAUAAAUGCGCUGGCUACGGGCAAGCGCAGCAUGAUGGGCAUCAGCCCCAAGUACGCGACCAUGUCUCUCCAACAACUUAUUAAAGAGGGCCCACCCGAAGGAGAGACAAUUGAGGCUUUAGGCAUGGCUCGUCGCAAAAUCUUGAGCGAGGGCAUAAAGAGUGAUAGCGACGGCAUGUCAACCUUACGUAUAUACGUCUGGCUCAUCCUGCUCGAUACCCCCGUUCUCCCGACCGAUGACUACUUGGGCCUGAUUCACCGCGGAGCCUCCCCAGCCUACUCCAAGAUUCGCAACGAUACCUUUCGAACCCUAACGACUGAUCCUUUGUUCAGGCGACGUGUGAGCGAGGCCAGCCUGAUUCGCCUCCUCAACGCCGUAGCCUGGCGCCUACACGAUGCGCGGGAGGAGCAGCGCAGGGAGCGACCCAGCACUGGAAGAAGCUCCAUAUCGCAGGACAGCUCGACAUCGACGUCGACAGCCACAGCCUACUCGCAAGAUCCCGCCUUUUCGCCUGGUGCCAGAAACCGUGCCAGGGCCCUCACCUUGACCACAGAAGGCUCCGAAUCCAGCCAUGCUGCGGAGCCCGGAACAUACGUGCAAGGAAUGAACGUGCUGGCCGCGCCUUUCCUUUACGCAGCAAGGAGCGAAUCCGAGGCCUUCAUCGCGUUCUACACACUUCUGACGCGCGAAUGCCCCGGCUACAUCCGCGGCGCUAUGGACGGCGUACACAAGGGUCUGGCGCUGGUUGAUAAGGUCCUUGCCACGGUCGACUCGAAGCUAAGCGGCUACUUGCACUCCAAAGGUCUCACGGCUGAGAUCUACGCUUUCCCCUCGGUUCUGACGCUAUGUGCCUGUACGCCUCCGCUUCCCGAAGUCCUCAGAUUGUGGGACUUUCUCUUCGCCUACGGGCCCCAUCUGAAUAUUCUCUGUAUUGUAGCCCAGUUGAUGGGCAUGCGGGAUCAGCUCAUGAGCUCUCCAAGCCCUAAUAAGCUGCUGCGUUCAUUCCCUUCGCUGCAAGCCGAUAAAGUAAUUGAACGUACACUGUGGAUCAUAGAAAGAAUCCCAGACGACACCUACGUGGCUAUAGUUGCGCACGCCCACUGAAUGCAUGGAUAUUAUGAAUAAUGGUAGACAAGAAGAGCACGAAGAGCACCGCCUCACGAGGAGGUGGCGAGAACUCAACAAAAGGAAGGGGCGAUGUCUGAUGAAUGUUUGAACGUUGAAUGACGUGUACCUGUACGAUGAGAAGACUUUUAACGACUUGACGAUUGAAACAAAAACAUGGGAAACGAGAUGGGAACUUCAUGAUAGAGCGCCAUAGGGGGUGGUAAACGGUCAAGGAUGGCAUAGCUCCAUGAGAUAUACCGGGGAAAGAACAGUACACUUGCAUUGGGUGGGAAAAUUAAUUGAUA
This is a messenger RNA of Colletotrichum scovillei, 2079 nucleotides long. Its product is annotated as TBC domain-containing protein. The transcript has 3 exons. Gene Ontology annotation, molecular function: GTPase activator activity. Gene Ontology annotation, cellular component: mitotic spindle pole body. NCBI's taxonomy places the organism in Eukaryota, Fungi, Ascomycota, Sordariomycetes, Glomerellales, Glomerellaceae. The coding region runs from base 347 to 1771 and encodes 474 amino acids. Gene Ontology annotation, biological process: negative regulation of septation initiation signaling; activation of GTPase activity. The record is from RefSeq and is a predicted model, not a curated record.